This is a messenger RNA of Glarea lozoyensis ATCC 20868, 5829 nucleotides long. Its product is annotated as S-adenosyl-L-methionine-dependent methyltransferase. Gene Ontology annotation, molecular function: calcium ion binding; protein binding. Gene Ontology annotation, biological process: cellular response to biotic stimulus. The coding region runs from base 1 to 5829 and encodes 1942 amino acids. The transcript has 7 exons. The record is from RefSeq and is a predicted model, not a curated record. Lineage: Eukaryota; Fungi; Ascomycota; Leotiomycetes; Helotiales; Helotiaceae.
AUGUCUUCCAAAUCGCAGAGCGUCAAUGGCUCUGAGAGUGAGUUCGAAUUUAUCGCAACUCCAAGAGCUGCUACACCCACAUUCGAGAAAUUCGAAGAAUGUGGUGUAAAGACCACGUCGUACCCAGCUAUUAAAAAUGCCCCUCUGCCAGCCGAUGGAUCUGGCAAUGACCAUUUCUCGAACAUUGCCCUUUUCUCUAUCCUCUUCUUUGUGCCGACAUAUAUGUCAUGGAAGAUUGGCGGAGGCAUGAAGACGAGCAUAUUCUUCGGGCUGUUCACCUCUGUCCCAAUCCUGAUGUCUUUCUGGUACUUGGCAUCAUCCUUCAGUCCACGCAAGAACGAGAAAGUCAACCUCCCGGGCCGCCCUAUCGAACACUACCUUACCUUCAAGAACCCAGAGGACAAGGCGAAAUAUAGUGGCAGGAACAAGAUCCCCAUGGAGACAUUCCAUGAAAUGUACUUCGACGGUCUGGUGGAUUUUAAUGGGGACGCAUUGGAGAUUAUGGAAUAUAGACACGACUGGGCGAAUUUCCGUUUCACGAUGAGCUUGUUCAAGCAUUUCUUCUUUACAUUCAUUCCUGAAGUCAUUACUCACAGUCGUUCCCAGGACGAGGAGCAAGUCCGCGACCACUACGACCGUGGUGACGAUUUCUACGGCUGGUUCCUCGGACCUCGCAUGAUCUAUACAUCUGGCGUAAUCUCUGACAUCAACAAAGAAGAAUCUCUCGAACAACUACAAGAUAACAAGCUUGCUAUCGUAUGCGAAAAGAUUGGUUUGAAAGAAGGCGAAAGUCUGUUGGAUAUUGGCUGUGGAUGGGGCACUCUGGCCAAAUUUGCCAGUGUCAACUAUGGUGCGCGAGCAACCGGAAUCACUCUUGGUCGCAACCAAACCGCUUGGGGUAACGCUGGACUUCGCAAGGCUGGAAUCUCAGAAGAGCAGUCAAAAAUCCUCUGCAUGGACUACCGUGAUAUCCCUGUUCCAGAAGGCAAAUACAACAAGAUCACUUGUCUCGAGAUGGCUGAGCAUGUUGGAAUCCGAAAACUGGAAAGCUUCUUGAGACAAUGUAACGACAUGAUGGACGACGACGGAGUGUUCUACCUUCAAGUUGCUGGUCUGAGAAAAUACUGGCAAUACGAAGAUCUUACCUGGGGCUUGUUCAUGAACAAGUACAUUUUCCCAGGUGCGGACGCAUCUUGCCCACUCAACAACUACAUCAGCGCAUGUGAAGGUGCCGGCUGGGAGGUUAAGGGUAUUGAUACUAUCGGCGUUCACUACUCUGCAACCCUCUGGAGAUGGUACAGGAACUGGAUGGGCAACGGCGACAAGGUCAAGGCUAAGUAUGGUGAGAGAUGGUACAGAAUCUGGACAUUCUUCCUCGCCUACUCCACCAUUAUCUCUCGUCAAGGAUCCGCUACUUGCUACCAGAUUGUCUUGGUCAAGAACAUCAACUCCACUCACCGAAUCGAAGGCAUUGCUAUUUUGCGACAGCAGCACGAUCUUGAGAUGUAUUCUGGGUCAAACUCCUAUCUGGGCGGCCAGAGUGGUCGUCCAGGCGGGCCCCAGCAAUUCAACUCUUUUCAACAGCCUGGCCAGCAACAACAACAACCACAGCAGCAUCAGCCUGGCUUCCUCAAUGCGAAUCCAACGGGAUAUGGACAAGCUCCUCUGCAGCAGCAAUACACUGGAUUUCCAAUGCAGAAUCAACAAACGGGCUUCCAAGCGCAGCAACAAAUACAACCCCAGCAGACCGGCUUCUCUGGUCAGCCAUCUCCAUUUGGCAAUGCGCAACCUCCACAGCAACAAAGCUUCCAAACAGGCGCUCCUCCUAUGCCGCAGAUUCCGCAACAGUUCCAAAAUCAGAAUCAAGCUCCUCCUCAACCGCCUGCCCCAGCGCCGAUGCAGAAACCUCAAGCAACUGGAUUUGCCCAGAUGGCUGACAGCUUCCGAACCACCCCAGCAGCUAGUGCUUCUCGAGGACGACGAGGCUCAAAGUCGAAGGCAGGCACCAAGAUCCCAAAUAUACGAUUGUCCUUUAUUACAGCUCAAGAUCAAGCAAAGUUCGAAACCCUCUUCAAAUCGGCGGUAGGGGAUGGGCAAACUCUUUCUGGGGAUAAGUCUCGAGAUCUGCUUUUAAGGUCGAAGCUGGAUGGAGACUCCUUGUCACAUAUUUGGACAUUGUCAGAUACCACAAGAUCUGGCCAGCUUCUUUUUCCCGAAUUCGCCCUGUCAAUGUACUUGUGCAAUCUCGCGUUGGUCGGAAAACCGCUUCCAUCCGUAUUGCCCGACAACAUCAAGAACGAGGUCUCGAGUAUGGUGGAUAUCAUUAGUUUUGGGGUAGUGGAUGAUGCGCCACAACCUGCAGCGCAAACGAAUGCACCCAACUUCAAUCGGACAAAUGCGGCCUCCCCUCCUACAAUUCAACAGCCGCAGCCUAUGCCUUCGAACUCGGCACUGCUCACCUCCCAAAUGACGGGCUUUCCUGGCCAGAACAAUUUCAAUCAAGGGUUUCAGGGACAAGGUGGAUUUCAACAGCCUGCGCAAACAGGAUUCGGUCAGCAAGGAGGCAUGCAGUCAAACCCAACUGGAUACCAGCAGAAUAUGUCCAAUCCCUCAGCUACUGGCUACUCCGGACCUCGACCACCAAUGCCACCUAUGCCGACUGGACUCAGUCCAGCUCAGGGGCUGUCUCCGGCGCAGACUGGUAUGGGUGGGAUGGUAGCACCUUUGAACAGUCAACCUACCGGAGUACCUGGGCAGUGGGGUCUGGUGAACGCACCUGCAAGUGGCUUGCCCAACAUUGACUUGCUCCAGUCAAGAAUGAUGCCUCAGCAAGGUCGUGAACAGGGUUCUUUCACAACAUCUGGUCUUGCUGGAAACGCUGUGAUUCCAUGGGCUGUCACCAAAGAUGAGAAGCAACGGUAUGAUGCAAUUUUCAAAGCUUGGGACGGUUUCAAUAAAGGUUUUAUCGGAGGAGAUGUGGCUAUCGAAGUCUUUGGACAGAGUGGUCUUGCUAAAUCCGACAUGGAGCGAGUCUGGACACUCGCAGACCACGGAAACAAAGGCAGGUUGAACAUGGAUGAAUUUGCAGUUGCCAUGCAUUUGAUUUACCGCAAACUUAACAACUACCCACUACCAGCUCAACUUCCACCAGAGCUAGUUCCACCAUCUACUCGAAACUUCAAUGAUUCUAUUGGAGCCGUCAAAAACUUGCUUCAUCAAGAAUCUGCCUUCCGAAAGGAUUCGGGGGCAAGCUUAUUGCCUCAGAAAACUGGAGUGAGCUAUCUCAAGAAUCACUCAUUCCGCGGUUCAAACAGUCCGGCAGCAGGGCGCAAGGAUGCUACAGUGUUCAAGAAUAACGAUGAUGAUGUUGGCUACAAAUCCAGUGCGAGAAGAAGACUUGGAGGCUCCGGUUCUCCACGGCCGGACUCGCCAUCGUCUACUACCUCGAGCGACGACUUGUCAUUAGAGCAACUAAGAAAAAGGAUUCGUGAGAAACAAGUUCUUCUGGAUGCAAUCGAUUUCAAGGAUGAGAAUGCUGCCGAUGAGGAUGAUGCACUUGACCGCAGGGACCGACGUGAAGCUGACGAUCUGUAUCACCGAAUCCGCCGCAUUCAAGAGGAUAUCGAUAGUCAUCCCGACUCUGCACUACGAAAUGUUGAUUCCGGCGCUGAACGACGUGCUUUGAAGCGUCAAUUGCAGAAUCUUACGGAUAAGCUUCCAGAGAUCGCUUCUCAGGUUCGACGGACAGAACGAAGUAUUGCGGAAGCAAGACUGGAGCUGUUCCGCUUGAAGGAUGCCAAAGCGCACCCUGGUAGUGCUUCCACAAUGGUCGGAACAGGACCAGGAGGGUCUGUUACGGAGUCUGAUAGACUAAAGGCUAGAGCCAGAGCAAUGGUACAACAGCGUACUGCCGCACUUACUGGUAAGAAGAUAACGACCAGCGAAGAAGACUUUGACGCCCCAAAGCGAUUGGAGGAAGAGAAUGUCAAGAUUAGAAACGAGAGAGAGCAAAACGAAAGCAUGGUCAAGCAGGUAGAAGAGGGCGUUCGUGAAUACUCCCGAAUUUUAGAGGACAGUCUUCAGGAGGGUGCCGAGAGCUCGUCGAACGAACACGAGAAGCGAAGAUGGGAGGAUGGUCUUGGUGUCGAGGAUGAAGUCAAAGAGUUCAUAUUUGAUUUGCAAAGAUCCAGCAGAUCAGCUAAAGUUCGGAAAGAUGAUCGUCGCAAUACCCGUGACGCUACCCGCUCGGAGCGACCCGAGCCAUCUCGUUAUGAAAGUCCUUCAAGCUCUGCCAGAGACGAGGCUCCAGCUGCGAAGCCUGCUGCUACACCGGCUGCAGGAGGUACUUACUCGCAAUACAAGACUCCUGAGGACCGAGCAGCCUACAUCAAACAGCAGGCGGAACAACGCAUGGCUGAACGUCUCGCUGCACUGGGAAUCAAGGCUCCAAGCAAAGGCGGGGAAUCAACACAGCAACGCCUUGAGCGAGAAAAGAAUGAAAGAGCCGCCAAAGUCCGACAAGCUGAGGAAGAAGAUAAUCGUCGCGAGGCCGAGCGACAAGCUCGACUGAACGAGGAACAGGGCAUCCCGGCUCCUAGCGCUGCACCAGCCGUACCAGAACCGAGAGGUUCAAAGAAGCCUCCACCACCACCAACUCGAAAGGCAGCAAAGAGUGAUGCUAGCGAGCGCAGGGCCGAGGAAGAGCAGCGAGUUUUGGAAGAGCAAAAGGCACAAAUUAUCGCCACACAGAGUCUAGAGGACGAUGCUGCACGACAAGAGCGAGAAUUCGCCGCCGCACGUGAAGCUGCCGAUGCCAAAGCAAAAGCUUUGGAAGAAGCAUUGAAGGCCAAAAAGAUAAACAAGGCUGAAGCGAAGCUCAAGAAGAAGGCUGCCGAGAAGGAAGCCAAGGAGAAAGAGGCAAGACUUGCUGCUCAGCGUGCAGAAAUCGAAGCCGCUCAAGCUCGCGAGAGAGAGCUGCAACGUCAACUCGAGGCAUUAGACGAUGAUGAUUCCGACUCCUCGUCUGAUGAUGAAGGCCCUCACCAAGCUACUCCUCAAGCGUCGACUCCAACGCAAGGCAGUCAAGAGCUCGAGCGAAAGGAAAUUUCUCCACCACCAGCUCCAGCUCCACCAGUUCCUACAAAGAUUCCACCAAUUCCUGUCGCUGCGAUAACUACAUCUAUACCAACAACUAGCCCUCAGGCGGAAGCCGAGACAAAGAAUCCGUUCUUGAAAAAGCUAGCCCAGACUGGCACCGAAACUCCAUCCAACACUUCUAAUAACCCAUUCCACCGCAUACCUUCCCAAGAAACACCCAAGGCACCGGAGCCUCUCAUCACCCAACCUACCGGUGCCCGAAACCGAGCCAGACCAGAGGAAGACGACUGGUCUGUUGUCGGUUCUGAUAAGGAAGAUGAUUCUUCUGACGAAGAAGGACCCGGAGCAGGCAAUGCUCGCCAUCUCGCAUCUAUUUUGUUCGGCACUAUGGGUCCUCCUCGCCCUCUCUCAGCAGCAGGAACCGGUCCAGGAUCAACCCCAACCAGUCCUGCACCAGCCAGAGAUUCACCCGCUGCUGCACCACCGCCACCGCCCAUGCCUACCGGCGGUGCUCCUCCUCCACCGCCUAUGCCAAAUGCUCCUCCACCUCCCCCAAUGUUUGGCGCUCCAGCUCCUCCCCCACCGCCACCACCGCCAGCCAGUGCACCUGCGGGAAUGCCCGCUGCUAGACCUCAAGGACUGCUAGGUGAGAUUCAAAUGGGGAGGCAGUUGAGGAAAACUGUUACGAAGGACUCUAGUACACCGGCGGUUGCUGGUGUGGUGUUGAAUUAG